Ixodes scapularis (black-legged tick) is the source of this 829-nucleotide messenger RNA. Its product is annotated as cuticle protein 16.8-like. Gene Ontology annotation, molecular function: structural constituent of chitin-based larval cuticle. NCBI's taxonomy places the organism in Eukaryota, Metazoa, Arthropoda, Arachnida, Ixodida, Ixodidae. The coding region runs from base 32 to 583 and encodes 183 amino acids. Gene Ontology annotation, cellular component: chitin-based extracellular matrix. The transcript is spliced from 3 exons. The record is from RefSeq and is a predicted model, not a curated record.
CGUCGCGGCAAGAGGAAUACUCCAGGACAUCAUGUUCACCAAGGUGCUCCUGUGCUGCUUUGUGGCCUACGUGGCUUCCCAGGCGGUUGAAAACUACCCUCCUCAACCGUAUAGAUUCAACGUCGACAACAUCGACGAGAACGGCACCCGCAUCACUCAGGAAGAAACCGGUGACGAGAACAACGUCAAGACUGGUUCCUACAGCUACACCGACCCAUUCGGCAUGCAGCGUACCGUCAAGUACGUCGCUGACGCCACCGGCUUCCACGUGACCAUUGAGACCAACGAGCCAGGCACCAAGACCUCCAACCCAGCCGAUGCCCAGAUCAUCUCCUCUUCCGUUGAGGCCCCAGCCCCAGCCCCAGUGGUCGUGAAGCCUGCUCCAGUCGUGGUCAAGACCGUCCAGCAGGCCCCUGUCACUGUCCACGCCGUCCAUGCUUCUCCAGUUGUGCACGCCAUCCAGGCUCCUAUCUCCUAUGCCGCCCCGAUCACUUACGACACCGCCCACCACGUGGCCCCGAUCGCUGUCUCCCUUUCCCACGCUCCCCUGACCUACAGCCUUGGCGCUGCCAAGAGUGCCUAAGUAUACGACGUGGAUUAGAAUAGUAAUUGGUACUUUCUUCCUUCGGUACGGUGAUUAUUAUUCGAGCGGAGUAUUGUCGGCGCAGUCUGCAAUGCGAAUCGGAAAUGAGCGGGAACCAGCUGCCUAUAGCCGCACUUUGGUGUCCUGCUCUGUACAGUCUAUUACUGUGUGUGGAACUUCUCAGCGUGCACUCAUCCAUCUGUGUUGUACAGUACAUGUCAAAAUUAUAAUAAAUAUCUUGCAAUG